AACAUCACAUGGUUGCAGAAUGACUUGUUGAGCAGUUGUCUGUGAGGCAGGACUUCCUCAAUGCAGAAAACGGUCAUUGCUUUGAUAUAAAGUUUAGAGAGAGGCUACUGCGCUAACAAGUCAAGAAAGAACCCCUUCCUAAUUUGGAGCGCCUUCACAACUUACCUCCAAUAUCAUCUUUCUGGUGCUGCUUUUUACCUCCACAAUCAUGGUGACUGUGAAGGCCCCAGGGGGUUGGAUAGAGAGGCAGUGAAGAGGAUUUUUUUUCUAUGACUGCCACUGAGCUGCUUGCUACUGACCGCACACUGUUACUAAAGAGUGCCAGGCAUGGAGGAGGAAGAUGUCAGGGUGAACGGCUGUGGACGGAGAGGAUCGGAGUGGGGUCACAUCGCCCUGCUGGAUAGGACCAAGGAGUUCUUUCGGACCUGCGAUGUGGAGGGGAAAGGCUUCAUCAACCGCACUGAUAUGAGGAGGCUCCAUAGAGAGCUGCCUCUGUCUGCUGAGGAGCUUGAGGACGUGUUUGACUCCCUGGAUACAGACCGUGCUGGUUACCUCACGCUGGAGGCAUUUUCCUCCAGAUUCAGUCAGUUCCUGCAUGGUCGGAGAAUCUCUGUCACUGAUGACCAAAGUCAGGCCCCAGGACCAGCUUUUAAGGCUAAGGAAGCUCUUUAUCAGAGUCACAGGGAAGCCAAGCUGUCAGGAGAAGAGGAUGAAGAGGAGAGGCACUUCUGUAUGCUUCUGGAAAGUCUUGGAGCCAGUAAUGUGUUUGAGGAUCCAUGUGAGGUGUGCAGCCUUUGGGCCCAGCUCAGGCGAGACGAGCCUCACCUUCUGUCCAACUUUGAGGAAUUUCUGGCCAGAGUAACAUACCAAAUCAAAGAGGCCCACCAGGAAAAGAAGGAGAUGGAAAGCGCCCUGCAGAGGAAGGCAGCGACGCAUGACAGCGAGAUCCGCCACUUGUACGAAGAGAUGGAGGCGCAGAUCAAAAAUGAAAAAGACAGACUUCUGCUACAGGACUCUGAGCGCCUUCAGAUGCACAGCCAGGAACUGGAGCACCAGCUGUUUUCCAAGGAGAGAGAGCUGGAACAGCUCUUCCAGAAACAGAAACGAUUAGAGCUCCACUGCUGUGAGCUGAGCAGUGAGAGGCAGGAGAGCCACGUUGAGAAUGUCAGGCUGAAAAUGACCAACGAGGAGCUGUCCAGAGCGCUGGAAAGCACCAGCCAGGAGCUCUCUCUGGCCCAGGAGCAGCUGGCUACGCUGCAGAAGCAGGCCGCCAGGCUGCAGCUGGAGAAAGAGAUGGAAAUGUACAGAGUAACGGAAGGCCUCCAGAGGGAGAAACAAUGUCUCAUAGAGCAGCUUGACCUCCUCAGAGAGAUGAACAAACACUUAAAGGAUGAGCGAGACAUAUGCUGCGGUGUACCGCGGACUUCACUCAGAAAGAAGCAGAAGCAGAGGGCGGACCUUGCUGACUUCUUGGACCACACAAGUCAACAGGCAGAAAUAGACACUCUGCCGGGGGAAGUGUCCUUCCAGUCUCUGGAGGCCAUAGAACACCUUAAAAUCGUGUUUGUUGCUUCCUCCUCCUGUAGUGAAGAUGACGCCCCCACAGCUUCUACCACUGCAACUGCCAGCACCACUGCGUGUCAGCAGCCACCUGCAGUGAAGAAAAUCUCAACCUUAGCCAAUGGUGGUGUCAGCCCAGCUCAACCCAAAGUACAAGAUGUGAAGCCAAAGCCCAGAAGAGUCUCUGCAAUAAACACUGCUACCAAGAAGGUGACGGUGAAAACCAGAGAGACAUCAAAGAGAGGGGAGUCUGAGAGGAAGACAAAGGUAGAGGAGGAGGUGCUUGAUGCACCACCAGAUGGCUGGCCCCUUCGCAGGGUCAUCUCGAUUGAGGAAGACCACCUGCCACACCUCCUUCAAGGUGAACCCCAAUCAUUACUACACCAGCUCGGUGAGGAAGUACAUAAGGAUGAAGAGGAAGCGCAAAGUGACACUGAAUCGAGUGCCACCAGGGUUACAGAUCUCAUUGUCACUCCCCUCUCAAGACACGUCACUGUUGCUCCUGAAGCUCCUACAAAAAAAUCCCGUUUUACACGAGUAAAGAAAUCUCCACGAUGCCAACCUGUUGGGAAGGAGACCCAAUCAAAAACAAAGGAAAGAGCAGUACUUGCCCCAGACCGUCUGUUCAAGGUCGUCUUGGUUGGAAACUCCAGUGUUGGCAAGACGUCCUUGCUGCGCUCCUUUUGUGAGGGCCGUUUCCACCCAUCCACAACUGCUACUGUGGGUAUUGACUACAGUGUGAAGAUAUUAACACUGGACAAUAUGCAAAUAGCAAUGCAGCUGUGGGACACUGCAGGUCAGGAAAGGUACCGCAGCAUAACCAAGCAGUUCUUUCGCAAGGCUGAUGGUGUGGUGUUGAUGUACGAUGUGACAGUGGAGGAGAGCUUCAAAGCUGUCAAACCCUGGCUCCUUAAUGUCCAGGAAGUAGCGGAUGAGAGGAUACCCAUUCUCCUGCUGGGCAACAAAAUGGACAUGACUAGAGAGAGGGAGGUGUCUUAUAAAGAUGCAAAGCAACUAGCUUUUGAAAACAAGGUGAUUUUCUUUGAGGUUAGUGCCUACACUGGGAGAAAUGUGACAGAGUCCCUUACUCACCUGGCCAGAAUUUUAAUGGAGCAGGAGGACACGGUAAGAGACACAACAGCCAGCCUCAGUGCUCAGCCCACUAAGAAGAAAGCCUGCUGCAAGUGAAGACACCCAGCCUUACAAAAACAAGGAAAGAUUGAAUUUCUGACAACUGCAAUUUGCAGAGUCCUACGUCAGUUUCUGACAGUUGCACAAAAGCAAAAAAAAACCCAUUAAUUAGAUGUUGAACUGGUGCAGAAACCUCACUUUAAAAGGGUUUCUUUCAAAAAGCUAUUUUUAUUUCAGUAAAACAUGUACAUAAAGCUUUUGCUAAUCAAAUAGUGCUAUGUAUAAGAUCUAGGAAUUAUUUAAUAUGAAUAGCUUAGUAAAACUAUAAAAACAUAUCACGCAGAAGACAUUAUACUUAUGUUAUAGCUUCUUCAUAAAUAUUACAUUUCAAAUCCUAUUAUUUCUUAGUUUGUGUUCAGUAAUAUGUGUAUGUUCUGCAGAAAAAAUAUGGCAAGAAAACAAUAAGAGAAACCAGACAUAAUUAUUUCACAUUUUAUUCAUCGUUACUUCCAAAUUUAUGUCUUUUUCAAUUUUCAUUGUUCAGCUCAUCUUCAUAUUGCAUCAGUGUUUGUUUCUUGUCUUAGAAAUUGUCCUGCUUUAUUCUGAGGCCACAGCACAUCUUGUUCUAAAUUAGGGCCAAUAAAAAACAUAUGUGAAGCAACA
Messenger RNA from Girardinichthys multiradiatus, 3354 nucleotides. It is a transcript of the gene cracr2ab, whose product is annotated as calcium release activated channel regulator 2Ab. Gene Ontology annotation, molecular function: GTPase activity; GTP binding; calcium ion binding. NCBI's taxonomy places the organism in Eukaryota, Metazoa, Chordata, Actinopteri, Cyprinodontiformes, Goodeidae. The transcript has 18 exons. The record is from RefSeq and is a predicted model, not a curated record. Bases 328 to 2748 code for a protein of 806 amino acids.